Messenger RNA from Alternaria atra, 609 nucleotides. RefSeq lists its product as uncharacterized. Lineage: Eukaryota; Fungi; Ascomycota; Dothideomycetes; Pleosporales; Pleosporaceae. The coding region runs from base 1 to 609 and encodes 202 amino acids. The transcript has a single exon. The record is from RefSeq and is a predicted model, not a curated record.
AUGGAGUCACGCCUACCGCAUCCCCGCCAGAUACAGGCUCAGCUUCAGGCUCUCGGUGACGAAAUUCAGAACAUUCGCGAAGAGCAUGACGGCCAUAUCACAGGCCUAGGCCAGCGUCUUCGGGAGGCGGAGGACCGGCAGCGACAACUUCGACAUCAGCUCAACGCCGCCAUGGAUCGCUCUGUUGAGCCGCCUGGUGGUAGCCACAGUGGUUACUCGAGUCUGCACAUCUACCCAAGUAGUCCUGUCCCUCGCUCAGGUGCGCUUACCAGAACCAGUCACAACAAAUCAUCUCAGCGGGAACUUAUUGGUGGUACAAUGGGUUCUGGUGGUUAUGGCCCGGGCUACUCUUCUCUGCCAGGGACGACUUCUGUUGGACAUGGGGGCUCUCCUCCUCGUCUACCCCCUAUUCAGCUCGAGGACUUGAAUGCUACACCCCGUCCACGUAGAGCCGUCUUCCAUUCAUCUACAGAUGACCUUCAAUCACAACACGAGCAGCAGGCCCCAAUUGGUAGUAAGGACAACGCUGCUUAUCUUCCUAUGGUUAUGGAGAAUAUAAUGGCUGAACGCCACCGCCACGAGCGUGACGGCAUCUUAAGAUCUUGGUAA